GGCUUUGUCGAAAUUCACACGCCGAAAAUCAUAUCCGCAGCCAGCGAAGGCGGUGCCAAUGUCUUCACAGUAUCGUAUUUCAAGAGUUCGGCUUAUCUCGCACAAUCUCCUCAGCUUUACAAGCAAAUGGCCAUCGCUGCUGAUUUCGACAAGGUGUUCACUGUUGGUGCAGUUUUUAGGGCUGAAGAUUCAAAUACUCACAGACACUUGACAGAAUUCGUGGGACUUGAUUUAGAGAUGGCAUUUAAGUACCACUACCACGAGGUUGUCGAUACUAUUGGUCAGAUGUUCACUGAAUUGUUCAGGGGACUUGAGAAUAAUUAUGCUGACGAGAUAGCAGCUGUACGUCAGCAAUACAGAGUGGAGCCAUUUAAAUUUCUCGAUCCUCCACUGAAGCUGGAGUUCCCACAGGCGAUUAAAUUACUCGCUGAGGCUGGAGUUACUCUCGGUGAAGAGGACGAUCUCUCGACACCAGAUGAAAAAUUACUUGGAAAACUCGUUAAAGCUAAAUACGACACUGAUUUUUAUAUUCUGGAUAAAUAUCCUCUCGCUGUGAGGCCAUUCUAUACGAUGCCUGAUCCUACAAAUCCUAAAGCGUCAAAUUCGUACGACAUGUUCAUGAGAGGAGAGGAAAUUAUUUCUGGAGCUCAACGUAUUCAUGAUCCUGAGUUUCUGACUGAGAGGGCUAAACAUCAUGGAAUUGAUAUCGAGAAAAUAAAGGCGUACAUCGACGCCUUCAGAUAUGGCUGUCCACCCCACGCAGGUGGUGGAAUUGGAAUGGAACGAGUGGUGAUGCUUUAUCUGGGCCUCGAUAACAUCAGGAAAGUAUCCAUGUUCCCACGUGAUCCAAAACGCAUAACUCCUUAAUUCCCCAACAAUACGAUCUAUUGUACGUGUUUUUCUAUGAAUAACAUGAAAUAUUGCCAAGAAUGUUAUAAAGAAAUUUUAAUAAAGAAUUUCUACCAAA
Messenger RNA from Fopius arisanus, 967 nucleotides. It is a transcript of the gene AspRS, whose product is annotated as aspartyl-tRNA synthetase. Lineage: Eukaryota; Metazoa; Arthropoda; Insecta; Hymenoptera; Braconidae. Gene Ontology annotation, molecular function: ATP binding; aspartate-tRNA ligase activity; RNA binding. Gene Ontology annotation, cellular component: cytosol; aminoacyl-tRNA synthetase multienzyme complex; cytoplasm. Gene Ontology annotation, biological process: aspartyl-tRNA aminoacylation. The record is from RefSeq and is a predicted model, not a curated record.